Messenger RNA from Letharia lupina, 492 nucleotides. RefSeq lists its product as uncharacterized. The coding region runs from base 1 to 492 and encodes 163 amino acids. The record is from RefSeq and is a predicted model, not a curated record. The transcript has a single exon. Lineage: Eukaryota; Fungi; Ascomycota; Lecanoromycetes; Lecanorales; Parmeliaceae.
AUGCUAUUUCGGCCAUGGUUACGCAAGCUGCUCUUCGAUGGUGUGCCAUCCUCAACCGCCCUGUAUGACUUGGACAUUGUGCCGGCCCUUUUCAACCUCGGUUACGAGCUUUUCCGCGACCAAGAGAAGCUUCAUGCAACCUUUAUCGUUGGAGGCUUGCUCGAACCCGCCAAAAACCUACCAUCGUUGGAUGCGAAGAUCGAUAUGAUAGGCGCUCUUAACCUUCUUUACCUCAUCCGCCUUGAAGAGCAAAAACGCGUGGCGUGUCGUCUUACGGGAUCUACAAAGCAAGUCUCCAGCUCUACAAUCCUAGGCCGACAGAUUGGAGUUCCAGUGGCCGGACAAUAUCAUGGAUUCACGAAAGAUACCACGGUCUAUGUGCGCAACGUGAAAACCUUCCAGCAUUUUUGGGAGGACGUAGCUGUUGCCACUGGUAGUACGUGGACUGUCGAUGCGUUCCUUGAAUCCGUGGAAAGCCAAUGUCUCAAGUAA